Messenger RNA from Solea solea (common sole), 10749 nucleotides. It is a transcript of the gene lrba, whose product is annotated as LPS responsive beige-like anchor protein. NCBI's taxonomy places the organism in Eukaryota, Metazoa, Chordata, Actinopteri, Pleuronectiformes, Soleidae. The record is from RefSeq and is a predicted model, not a curated record. Gene Ontology annotation, cellular component: membrane; cytosol. The coding region runs from base 725 to 9631 and encodes 2968 amino acids. Gene Ontology annotation, molecular function: protein kinase binding. Gene Ontology annotation, biological process: intracellular protein localization. The transcript is spliced from 57 exons.
UGUCAUGGCGGUGUCGAGCUGAACUGCCGGGGUAAAUCAGGAAGAGAAGGCAACGCAGCUGGGUCAACGCUGACAUUUCAGUGUAGUUUGCCGGGGAAGAGCGAGCGAACCUCCGUCCUGUAUCGACUUCUUCCGGAGCUGCUGACGGACUCCACCCGCUGCAGUUUGUGAGUUUUAGCCUCUUGCCAGACGCGCUACCUGUCAAGUGUGAGGACUCCGUGACAAUAGCAACUUCCACCGCUGUGCGGAGAUUAUUAAACUCUCCCAGUCUUCGCUUUCUCAAUUGUCCGAGAGGAGGACGAGGAGGAGGAGGAGGACAUCGUCGCUUCAUCUGCCUGCUCGCUGCUCACCUGCAGCCCACUUCCCCUCGGCUUUUACGGCGUUAAUCUAUCCGUGUGGUAUCAAGUUACGAAGUGGGAAGAGGAGCAGCUCACUGUGGAGUAAAGCCGUUGGCAUUUACAGUCCGUCAACGACGGCACACAUUCAUUCACCUGGCGCUUGUUUCAUUGUUUUUUUUUCCCGCUGAAGAGUAUUUGGAUGGGGAGGGAAACGUUUGGCUCGCCAACAACUCAGCUGAAGGGGACAUAGCUCCCUCUUUCUCCCCCGACACGGGCUGCACAGUCACCGUUGGAGGUGAACAGGUGCCUUACCUGUGAACGCCACCUGUCCACCCCCUCCUUCCUCCCUCCCUCCCGUCCGUCCUUCCUUCCUUCCUUCCUUAGCAAUGGCUAGCGAGGAGACAGCAGUGCCGCCGCCAGCUGAUGGGAAGGACGGGAGAUCUGGCACCAUGGCACACAACCCCGGGGUGCCCAUCAGGGGGAUCCGGAUGAAGUUCGCCGUGCUCGUUGGCUUGGUGGAAGUUGGGGAAGUUUCCAACCGAGACAUUGUGGAGACUGUGUUCAACCUGUUGGUUGGUGGCCAGUUUGACCUGGAGAUGAACUUCAUUAUCCAGGAGCCGGAUAGCAUAGUGUGCAUGGUGGAGUUGCUGGAUAAGUGUGAGCCCACCUGUCAGGCGGAGGUCUGGAGCAUUUUCACUGCCGUCCUCAAGAAGAGUGUCCGCAACCUGCAGGCGUGCACAGAUGUGGGCCUCAUCCAGCAGAUUCUCCAGCGUAUAGCCACCACAGACAGCAUGAUCGCAGACCUGCUUGUGGACACGUUGGGUGUGCUCGCCAGCUACAGCAUCACCGUAAAGGAGCUGAAGCUUUUCUUCAGCAAGCUUCAGGGGCAGGAAGGCCAGUGGCCUCGUCAUGCAGUUAAGCUUUUGUCAGUGCUGAAGUACAUGGCUCACAGAAAUGGCCCCGACUCCUUUUUCAGCUUCCCAGGAAAAAAUGCAGCUGCGAUAGCGCUGCCUCCCAUAGCAAAGUGGCCAUACCAGAAUGGCUUCACAUUCCACACGUGGCUCCGCAUGGAUCCUCUCAACAACAUCAAUGUAGACAAAGACAAGCCGUACCUCUACUGUUUCCGCACCAGUAAAGGCCUAGGUUACUCUGCGCACUUUGUGGGCGGCUGUUUGAUAGUGACCUCAUUAAAAUCCAAGGGAAAAGGAUUCCAGCACUGUGUAAAAUACGACUUCAAACCACAGAAGUGGUACAUGGUGACCCUUGUUCAUGUCUACAACCGCUGGAAAAACAGUGAAAUCAGCUGCUACGUGAACGGGGAACUGGCUUCCUUUGGAGACAUUGCCUGGUUCGUCAACACCAGUGACACGUUUGACAAGUGUUUCCUGGGAUCGUCCGAGACGGCAGAUGCCAACCGUGUGUUCUGUGGGCAGAUGGGAUCGGUUUACCUGUUUGGAGAGGCUCUCAGUCCUGCUCAGAUCCUGGCCAUCUAUCAGCUGGGUCCAGGUUACCAGGGCACGUUCAAGCACAAAGCUGAGAGUGACCUGCUGUUUGCAGAGCAUCAUAAGACCUUACUGUAUGACGGCAAACUGUCCUCUAGUAUCGCCUUCACCUACAACCCCCGCGCCACAGAUGCUCAGCUCUGCCUCGAGUCCUCCCCUAAGGACAACCUCUCCAUUUUUGUCCAUUCCCCUCAUGCACUCAUGCUUCAGGACGUGAAGGCUGUGGUGACUCACUCUGUCCAGAGUGGUAUACACUCGAUUGGCGGCGUGCAGGUCCUCUUUCCUUUGUUUGCACAGUUGGAUUAUCGCCAGCCUUCCAGCCUUGAGCUGGACACUUCUGUCUGCUGCACUUUGCUGUCCUUUGUGAUGGAGCUGUUGAAGAACUCGGUGGCGAUGCAAGAACAGGUCCUGGCCUGUAAAGGCUUCCUCGUCAUUGGCUACACUUUGGAGAAGUCUUCCAAGGUGCAUGUGACGCGGCCCGUCCUGGACAUUGUGCUGGCCUUUUCCAGAUACCUUAGCAACCUGCAAAAUGGCAUCUUGCUGCUCAAGCAGCUGUGUGACCACAUUCUGUUUAACCCCGUCAUCUGGAUCCACGCCCCUGCCAAGGUGCAACUGACUCUCUACACUUACCUGGCGACAGAGUUCAUCAGCACAGUGACCAUCUACAAUGCCAUUCGCAGAGUGGGCACUGUGCUCCAGGUCAUGCAUACACUGAAGUACUACUACUGGGUUGUCAACCCACAUGACCGCAGUGGGGUCAUUCCCAAAGGCCUAGAUGGUCCGAGGCCAAACCACAAGGAGAUCCUGUCUCUGCGAGCGUUUCUGCUGCUGUUUGUCAAACAACUCAUCAUGAAGGAUUAUGGAGUCAAAGACGACGAGCUCCAGAGUAUCCUCAACUACCUCCUCACCAUGCACGAGGACGACAAUCUCAUGGAUGUACUGCAGUUGCUGGUGGCUUUGAUGUCUGAACACCCAGGGUCGUUGGUCCAGGCUUUUGACCAGCGCAAUGGGAUUCGUGUGAUUUACAAGCUUUUGGCCUCAAAAAGUGAAGCAAUACGAGUGCAGGCACUCAAAGUAAUGGGCUACUUUCUGAAACACUUGCCUCCAAAGAGGAAAUCUGAUGUCAUGCUGAGUCACGGCCUCUUCUCCCUGCUCACUGAACGCCUGAUGCUGCACUCGAGCCAGUUCUCCAUGACAACCUACAAUGUGCUCUUUGAGAUCCUCACAGAGCAGAUCUGCACUCAAGUGAUCCAUAAACAGCAUCCGGACCCCGACUCCACAGUGAAGAUUCUCAACCCACAUAUUCUGAAGGUAAUAGCUGCUCUGCUGAAGAACGCUCCCCCGUCUCCCGAGAGCAUGGAGGUGCGCAGGUUUUUUCUGUCAGACAUGAUCAAACUGUUCAAUAACAGCCGAGAGAACCGCAGGAGCCUUCUGCAGUGCUCAGUGUGGCAGGAGUGGAUGCUCUCUCUGUGCUUCAUCACCCCGCGAAACAGCGAGGAGCAGAAAAUCACGGAGAUGGUGUACGCCAUCUUCCGUAUCCUGCUCUACCACGCCAUCAAAUAUGAGUGGGGUGGCUGGCGUGUCUGGGUGGACACCCUGUCCAUCACCCAUUCCAAGGUGACCUUCGAGCAGCACAAGGAGAAUCUGUCUCGCAUGUUCAGUCAGUACCAGCGACACGAUUCUGCAGGCUCUCCCAACGCGAUCCGAACCGUCUCUGGUGUGAGCCAAAGCUCUGAGACCUUGGAUUGUGUUAAUGGAUCAUCUGCAGAGGAGGCGGCCCCUUCCACUGUCAUUGAGCUCCGAGUGGACGAACUGUCCCUGACAUCUCCUGAGUCGGCGUCCAGUCCCAUUGUCACCCCUAGUCAACUGGAGACUGUCGAUCAAAGGGGACACGCAGCCAUCACUGUGUCCAACAUCCUGGCAAGGUCUGAGGACGAUGAGAAGAAAUUGUGUCAAGGGUCUUCCAGAGACGGCUCAGGCGAUGGACAUGAGAUAGAAGUAACCACAACACAAGCAGAUACAGAAACACAGAGCCAAGAGACGGAUAAACAGGAAGCUGUGACCGUGUCCUCCGCUGAUGAUGAUGAUGAUGGUCUGCAAACAUCUGCCACUGACUCGUCUGAAACAGUGGACACAAAAGCAGUGGAGGUCGUUGGAGACUCCUGUACUCCACCUGCAAGUGGUGAUGCACAAACACCAGCAGAUGAUGAGAAACGUGAGAGUGAACACAACAAAGGUGAGUCAUCAAACUCCAUGACAGAAGACUCUUUAAAUGAAGGAGAUGCAGAACCAGCAGUGGUUUCAAAACCAGAUGUUGAGACUGAUCAAAUGCCUCCCGAGACCGAAGCCUGUCAAGAGAAUCGCGUGCUGGGCGGAGCUUCCAUCCACAAUGAAGACCUGGUGGACAUGUCAUCUGUUAGUGACCAGAUCCACCCGAGUGAUGUUGACGGAAGCCAAGAGGAGUCCUCUUUUACGUCUGCUGCUGCUGGAGAGGAAGGCCAAGUAUUAAAGGAGGACGUCGAGAAACACGCAGAUGAUGAAGGUAAUAAAAGCGAUCAGGAUGGAAAGGAGCUUAAAACAAGUGAAGAAAAAGACGAGAACAUCACAAAAGACGGAGAGAGUGAAGCCUCCACGUUGGAGCAAACGUCUCCAGUAGAAACAUCUGAACAAAAUGUGACAGAAGCAUCCAAAGAAAAAGUUGAAGAUGAUCAGUCUUCUACCAUCGAGGAAACCGUUACUUCAGAUCAGCAGCCCACCACAGACACCACAUUACCAUCUGUAGACGCUGCAGAGGGAACAGACUCGACCUCAGCUCGUCAGCCUUCGGAGACCAGUGGCACCACUGGAGAGGAAACCUUGGCCAGUGCUCCAGAAAGCAGCACCACCACUGUCUCCAGCUCUGACACUCAAAAGAAACCAGACUCUGUCAGUCAGACCAAAGAGAUUAAAAUCGCCAGACUGGAUGUGUCUAAUGUGGCCUUAGACACCGAGAGACUUGAACUGAAGGGCACCACUCCGACAACAGAAAUGAGCCAAGGCCAGUCAGCAGCAGCAGCAGCAGCAGCAGCAGCAGCAGCAGCAGCAGCAGCAGCAGCAGCAGCAGCAGCAGGAAGUUCUUCAGGUCAGCCGACCAGAGAGGGCAGCACCUCGGCUCCCCGCUCCACCAUGUUUCGUAUCCCAGAGUUCCGAUGGUCCCACAUGCAUCAACGCCUCCUCACUGACCUGUUGUUCUCUAUCGAGACAGACGUCCAGAUGUGGAGGAGUCACUCCACAAAGACAAUUCUGGACUUUGUGAACAGCAGCGAGAACGUCGUGUUUGUCCACAACAGCAUACACCUCAUCUCUCAGGUGGUGGACAACCUCAUCAUGGCUUGUGGAGGCAUUUUGCCUCUGCUGUCUGCGGCCACCUCCUCCUCUCAUGAACUGGAGAACAUUGAGCCAUCCCAGGGUCUGACAGUGGAGGCUUCAGUCACCUUCUUACAGCGCCUCAUCAACCUGGUGGAUGUUCUCAUCUUUGCAAGCUCCCUCAACUUCACAGAGAUCGAGGCAGAGAAAAACAUGUCGUCGGGAGGCAUCCUCCGACAGUGCCUGCGUCUUGUGUGUGCAAUGGCAGUGAGAAACUGUCUGGAGUGUCAGCAAGCCCUAUGUAAGCACGGCACGGAAUGCACAGCACGCAACUACGCAGCCACGCCCAGCGCUGCGAUUGGAGCGUCCAAGUCUGUGUCUGCGCAGAGUCCCGUUGACGCAGUGACAGGUGGAAUGUCUCCAGUCCAAGACCUGGACCGACUGCUGCAGGACAUGGACAUCAACCGCCUUAGGGCUGUCGUCUUCAGAGAUAUUGAGGACAGUAAGCAGGCGCAGUUUCUGGCUCUUGCCGUAGUGUACUUCAUCUCGGUCCUCAUGGUGUCCAAGUACCGUGACAUCCUGGAGCCGCACAAUGAUAAGAAACACCCUCAGCGCUCCCAGUCUUCCAGGAGCACAGACAACAUCGCCACUGCCGGUGGACUGGAAGUGGAAAACGGCGUCUCUCUCCGGCGGUAUGACUCCGGCAUCGGCGAUGACCACACCUCGACCGCGGCGAGCGAGGCAGAGCUGUCGUCGUCCAGCGCGGCGCAUGGCCCGGACGCCAUCUCGGAGGCCCUGUCCACGCUGUCCUCUGAGGUCAGACCCGCGCUGCCCUCUGAUUCAAAGGGCAAGAAUGUGAAGGACAUUCUGCGCAGCCUAGUCAGUGCUCCGGGUGAUGACAUCCUGGUGGACCCAAGUCUGCUGCCGCCUGCGUUCCUAGGCAGCGUGGACGACGCGGCCCGAGAACAGUCCAUUUCCUUUGAUAGAAGUGUCAUCGUUGCACCUAAGAAAGCAGGCAUGGCGUCAUUGCCGAGCAUGUCCACUCCCGUCCCAGCAGUGACUGCUGCCUCUGUGUCCGCUGGGACACCUAUGGACAGCGUCGCUGUGGUGUCUUCUGGUGACGCCUCCGAGAGCAUCUCUGCAGAAGCUGCAGCUUCAGGCGGCCAGGUUCCAGGCAGCUCUAGCCUGCCAUCUGUCCCCCCACUCUCCCCUGUGACCCAGAACACAGCCCCCAAUAUGAGUAUCUCGGAGCGUUUGGAGCAUGCUCUGGAGAAGGCGGCUCCUCUGCUGAGAGAGAUUUUCGUGGACUUUGCCCCCUUCCUCUCUCGGACCCUGCUGGGCAGCCACGGACAAGAGCUCCUUAUUGAGGGCACAAGCCUGAUGUGUAUGAAGUCCAGCAGCUCGGUAGUGGAGCUCGUCAUGCUUCUGUGUUCACAGGAAUGGCAGAACUCCAUCCAGAAGAACGCAGGCCUUGCCUUUAUCGAGUUGGUCAACGAAGGCAGACUGUUGAGUCACACCAUGAAAGACCACCUGGUUCGAGUGGCCAAUGAAGCUGAAUUUAUUCUCAGCCGACAGAGAGCUGAAGACAUCCACAAACAUGCAGAAUUUGAGUCUAACUGUGCCCAGUACGCGGCCGACAAGCGAGAUGAGGAGAAAAUGUGUGACCACCUCAUCCGAGCGGCCAAGUACCGCGACCAUGUGACAGCCACGCAGCUCAUCCAGAAGAUCGUCAACAUCCUGACCGACAAACACGGAGCCUGGGGAAAGUCUUCCAUAAGCCGGCCGAGGGAGUUCUGGCGCCUGGACUACUGGGAGGACGAUUUAAGGCGGCGACGCCGUUUCAUCAGGAACCCCUUUGGAUCCGCUCACUCAGAGGCGACGCUCAAAGCCGCGGCCGAACACGUGGCUGAUAUCAGUGCAUCCGAGGAAGAUAUUCUCAAAGGCAAGCAGUCCAUCAGGAGUCAUGCUCUGGGAAAUCAGAACUCGGAGAGUGAGACAUCACUUGACGUGGAUGAUGACACUCUGUCCAGUUUGGACGAGAAGGACCUGGAGAAUUUAACAGGCCCAGUAAACCUGAGCACCGGCGCGCAGCUGGUGGCUCCGGCUGUUGUGGUGAAAGGAACUCUGUCCAUCACCGCGUCCGAGCUCUACUUCGAGGUGGACGAGGACGAGCCGGGCUUCAAGGCCAUCGAUCCGAAGAUUCUAACCUAUACUGAAGGCCUUCAUGGAAAAUGGCUGUUCACAGAGAUCCGCGCCAUCUUUUCCAGACGCUACCUGCUUCAGAAUACUGCUCUGGAAGUCUUUCUGGCCAACAGGACGGCAGUCAUGUUCAAUUUCCCAGAUGCUGCCACCGUGAAGAAGGUGGUCCACAGUCUUCCUCGUGUCGGGGUGGGCACGAACUUUGGGCUUCCACAGACCAGGAGAAUCUCCCUGGCCACACCAAAGCAGCUGUUCAAAGCAUCCAACAUGACCCAGCGCUGGCAGCGUCGGGAAAUCUCCAACUUUGAGUACCUCAUCUUCCUCAACACAAUCUCUGGUCGCACCUUUAAUGACCUUAACCAGUACCCUGUCUUCCCAUGGGUUAUCACCAACUAUGACUCAGAAGAACUUGACCUCACUCUACCCAGCAACUUCAGAGAUCUGUCUAAGCCCAUUGGUGCUCUGAAUCCUAAGAGAGCAGCAUUCUUUUCAGACCGGUAUGAGUCCUGGGAGGAUGAUCAGGUACCAAAGUUCCACUAUGGCACCCACUACUCCACCGCCAGCUUCACCAUGAUGUGGCUACUCCGCAUUGAGCCCUUCACCACCUUCUUCCUUAACUUCCAAGGAGGAAAGUUUGACCAUGCCGACCGCACCUUCUCUUCAGUGUCACGGGCCUGGAGGAACUGCCAGAGAGACACGUCUGAUGUUAAGGAGCUGAUCCCAGAGUUCUACUACCUUCCUGAGAUGUUUGUCAAUGCCAACAGUUACAACCUGGGGGUGAUGGAAGAUCGCACCAGGGUCUCUGACGUGGAGCUGCCGCCCUGGGCCAAGAGCCCGGAGGAUUUUGUUCGAAUCAAUCGCCUGGCUCUGGAGAGUGAGUUUGUGUCCUGCCAGCUCCACCAGUGGAUCGAUCUGAUCUUCGGCUACAAACAGCAGGGACCUGAAGCCACCAGAGCCCUGAAUGUUUUCUAUUAUCUGACCUAUGAAGGUGCAGUCAACCUCAGCUCCAUCACUGAUCCAAUGCUCAGAGAGGCUGUGGAAUCUCAAAUCAGGAGUUUUGGACAGACGCCCUGCCAGUUGCUCAUCGAGCCACACCCACCCCGAAGCUCAGCCAUGCAAGUGUAUCUUCUCCUGCAGACCCCGAUGAUGUUUACGGACCAGAUGCAGCAGGACGUUAUCAUGGUGCUCAAGUUCCCAUCGAACUCUCCCGUGACCCACGUAGCAGCCAACACCCAGCCAGGUCUGACGUCACCGGCCAUCAUCACUGUCACCGCCAACCGCAUUUUCGCGGUCAACAAAUGGCACGGUUUGGCAGGUCAUCAGGGCUCAACGGUGCAGGACCAGCAGUACCAACUUCCUGUGGAGAUUGACCCGCUCAUAGCGAGUUACGUCGGCAGUCACCGGCGUCAGAUCUCAGACCUGCUGGAUCAGAGCAUUCAGAUCAGCUCGCAGGGCUUCGUCAUCACAGCCGACAACAGAUUUAUUCUUCUGUGCGGAUUCUGGGACAAGAGCUUCCGGGUUUACUCCACUGACACAGGCAAACUGACUCAGAUAGUGUUUGGCCACCGUGACGUGGUGACGUGUCUGGCGCGCUCCGAGUCGUACAUCGGAGGAGACUGCUACGUCCUGUCAGGCUCCAGAGAUGCCACCCUGCUGCUGUGGUACUGGAACGGAAAGCACAGCAGCAUCGGAGAGAGCCUCGGCACAGAGUUUACCACACCGCGGGCCAUCUUGACUGGCCAUGACUGUGAAGUGACGUGUGCUACCGUGUGCGCGGAGCUGGGUCUGGUCAUCAGCGGCUGCAGAGAGGGUCCUUGUCUGAUCCAUUCCAUGAAUGGGGACCUUCUGAGGACCCUGGAGGUCCCAGAGCAGUGCACUCGGCCCCGUCUCAUCCAGGCGUCCACCGAGGGACACUGCAUGGUCUAUUACGACAAGGGACACUUUUGUCUCUUCACCGUCAACGGCAAACUCCUGGGACACAUGGAGAUAGAAGACAGCAUCAAGGCCAUGCUUCUGAGUCGUGACGGUCAGUACUUGCUGACGGGGGGAGAUGGAGGAGUCGUGUCAGUCUGGCAGGUCCACAGUCUCAAGCAGCUCUUCACGUAUCCUGGCUGUGACGCGGGAGUCCGAUCCAUGGCCAUCUCACAUGACCAAAGGUGCAUCAUCACCGGCAUGGCGUCUGGAAGCAUCGUGCUCUUCUACAACGACUUCAACAGGUGGCACCACGAGUACCAGACCAGGUACUGAGCUGGGCUGACAGAGUCCGGACCCUGAGGAAGAUCCAGACUGUUGCAAGAGUGAACUCUUUAUCAAAGGCACUGUUCUUGUCUAUACUGUUAAUCCUGAAUGUAUCUCACAGAGGAAGAGGAAGAGGAGGAGGAGGAAAACACAACACAUGUCCUGCUAUAGUAAAAGAAUCCAAACUAUUUUUUAAAAAGGGCAUUGCUAUAUUUUGUAGAUGAGAUAGAACUUUUCAUAUAAAUCAUAGGGUGAGGGUUGUGUUACUGUACGGUUAAAAACAAAUCUAUUUUUAGCUGUAAGAGUCUAUUUUCAUCUCCUCUGGAAAACAAAGAUGAGGGGAUUACGGGGAGCUAGUGGAAACUUAAGAAUCUGAAUAUUUAUGUACUUUAGAGUGAGUGAUUUUUUUUUUUCUUUUUUCUGUAGGUGUGUAUGUGGGGAAUAAUUAAGAUACCUUUCACUUUUAAUAUGCUUUUUGCCAUUUUGGCAAGACAGUCAUUAGUAACGAAGAGUUUAAAUUGUAAUUGUACUGGAGAGAGAAGAAUAACUGAGGAGGGAAUUUACAUAUAUAUUCAAUAUUUCUCUCUCUAUAUAUACACACUGUUUAGAUGUAGACUUUCAUAUUUAUAAUUUCUGUGCACGGCUCCUUUCACGUCAAACAUCGGCACAGAUUUGUCACGUUUAAUAUUUAACACUUCAAUCAAAAACACAAACUUCGCUUCAUGAGCAAAGUUAAAAACGAGCUUUACUUUAAGAGGACGACGCCAGGAAACGACUGAAUAAUGAACUGUUAAAUCACUUCUUUAAAACUGUUUGACGUCAGAUCAGAAGGACAUUUUUAUUUUACCAUCAUGUUAAGAGGCGUGUCUCUGAAAGGAAGGACUUUACUGCGUCCAAAAAUCAUGAAAUGAGUGAUAACAUGAUUCCUUUGGUCGUCGGUAAACUAAACGUCCUCUUGUGUCUUUGAUUUGGAGGAGACAUUCCUUUGGAGUCAAAUUAUGGUGUGUUUUGAAUCUCCACUUUUGAAAAGUACUGUUUAUCUUAUCAACCAAUAUAUUUUUUUUUUUUGCAAUCAUUUUGGAGUGUUUUGUGUUCUGAGUUUUGACAAUAAAAUUAAAUUUUAUAAC